Messenger RNA from Asparagus officinalis (garden asparagus), 1101 nucleotides. Its product is annotated as probable LRR receptor-like serine/threonine-protein kinase At3g47570. The transcript has 2 exons. Gene Ontology annotation, biological process: protein phosphorylation. Lineage: Eukaryota; Viridiplantae; Streptophyta; Magnoliopsida; Asparagales; Asparagaceae. The coding region runs from base 1 to 1101 and encodes 366 amino acids. The record is from RefSeq and is a predicted model, not a curated record. Gene Ontology annotation, molecular function: ATP binding; protein kinase activity.
AUGGAGCAACAUGAGAAAGUCUCUUAUGCUGAGCUAGUGAAAGCCACAAAUGGGUUCUCUGCAGGCAAUAUGAUUGGAAUCGAAAGUUUCGGGACGAUAUAUAAAGGAAUAUUUGAUGAGGAUAGAAAGAAAAUUGUUGCGGUGAAGGUAUUAAAUCUUCAAAUGCAAGGAGCAUCCAAGAGCUAUAUGGCAGAAUGUGAAGCCUUGAGAAACAUCCGACAUCGAAACCUUGUCAAGAUCUUUACAACUUGUUCAAGUGUAGAUUUCAGGGGUGAUGACUUCAAAGCUGUGGUCUUUGAGUUCAUGCGCAAUGGUAAUUUAGAUGAUUGGCUGUAUCCGAAAGUAAUUGAGCAAUUCAAACCAAAAAAACUGAACUUGAUGGCAAGAUUGAACAUAGCCAUUGAUGUGGCUUCUGCUUUAGAUUAUUUACACCAUCAAUGUGGGACACCAAUAAUUCACUGUGAUUUGAAACCUAGCAACAUUCUUCUCGGCGAUCACAUGACUGCCCAUGUUGGAGAUUUUGGGCUGGCAAGGUUUCUGAAGGAAAUCGUCAGCAAGUCAUCUCAGAACUCUAUGAGUUCAGUUGGCCUCAGAGGAACUAUUGGAUAUAUUGCUCCAGAGUACGGUGUGGCAAACAAAGCUUCAACUGCUGGAGAUGUAUAUAGCUAUGGAAUUCUUCUGCUGGAUAUGAUUACUGCAAAAAGACCCACUGAUAAUGAUUUUGUAGGAGGCCAUAGUCUUCACAAGUUUGUGGAGAUGGCGUUCCCUGAGAAAAUCACAGAUGUUGUUGAUGCUCGUCUUCUCCUACAAAAAGAUGGCAAAGCGAAUGAUGAUGACAAUGAUGGUGAUCAUCAUUAUGAUGACGAUGAUGAUUGGAGCCUGAAUGACACAAGCGUUAUCGAAUGUGCUGCUUCGAUGCUUAGGCUUGGCAUCUUGUGUUCAAAUGAAUAUCCAGAGGAGAGAAUGGAGAUGGGAGAUGCCAUUAAAGAAUUGCACAAGAUUAGGGAUACGUUCUUAAGAAAUGGAACUCCUGAAGAGAGAAGCAGAGAUCAGAUGAAUUGUGGAGGUCCAUCUUUAGCUUUUCAAGCAACAAACGACUGA